Misgurnus anguillicaudatus (oriental weatherfish) is the source of this 2963-nucleotide messenger RNA. RefSeq names its product centromere protein I (gene cenpi). Gene Ontology annotation, biological process: CENP-A containing chromatin assembly; mitotic sister chromatid segregation. Gene Ontology annotation, cellular component: kinetochore; inner kinetochore. NCBI's taxonomy places the organism in Eukaryota, Metazoa, Chordata, Actinopteri, Cypriniformes, Cobitidae. The record is from RefSeq and is a predicted model, not a curated record.
GGAUGCGCUCAUGUUAGUACCGGAAGUGGUUCAGUGCGCAUGUCUAAACGGUCGCGGGAGGUUUGGCGUUUGGUUUGAAUGGUGUUCAGCGGCGAGUGAGACAAACACUCGAAGAAAUAAUAAGUCGUAUUAUGUAGCGCAGAUAAUGGCCGAUUUAUCUAACCUGACCGGGUCAGGCGCCGAUCCGGCCGGAGAAACAGAUUUAUCCGUAUCUUCUGCUAGCAACCGGAGUUUACGUUUGGCGGAAAAAGAAAAGAAGAAAGGCGAGGCGGAUCCUUUCGGGCGUGCGCUGAAGUAUCUGUCUCAGGUGAAAGCUGGUACAGCAGUUAGAGGGAAUGAUGAAUUGGAGAGGAAUCUGGUGGUGGUGGAGAUGGUGGCUCUUAGCAAUGGUCUCCAACCGAAGGUCAUUGCAAUGCUUCUGGACAUGGCUUUAAGCCUCAAUGCAGGAACUGCCAACUGUACACGGGUGCUCAAGUUUCUUAUACCCGCCACAGUGGUGCCUCAAGAAGCUAUUGUAAGAGGGGUGUCAUGGCUUUGUACAGGGAAAAUGCCAAUGAAUGCACAGGUUCUUUUUGUACGAUGGGUGCUGACCGUUUUUGACUUGAUUGACUGCAAAGACAACUUGAGGGCGAUUUAUGGCUUCAUUUUUAGCUUUGUGACUGAAGAAAAUCUGUGCCCUUUCAUCUGUCACUUGUUGUAUCUUUUAACCAUGAGGGAACAUGUUCAUCCAUACAGAGUGCGAAAACUCUUGGAUAUUCAGGCUAAAAUGGGCAGACAGCCUUUCCUCACACAACUUCUAGCUCUCUACAAAGUGUUUCGGCCUGACUUAGUGACAGUCUCUGUUUCAUCGAGACUUAAGACUGGCUUUAAGAAUCACAACUCCACCUGGAAAGUGGCUCUAAGUGCUGUACAAAGGAAGAACAAAGGUGCAGUUCAGGUUGAUGACAGCCUGACUCUGGAUGUGAAAGAGAAGGCAUCAUCCAGAAAGAGGAAACGGCAUCACCUGGAAGUGCCUCCGUUAAGUUCGGUGUUCGACAGCAACUCCAAGAGAAAAGUUUUCCGUCUGCAGGAGCUCCGUUCCUUCAAGCAGCUACUGGAGAACGUUGACAAUAUUGAGCUGCCUGCCCAGAUGGGUUCUCUGCUGGGAUCGUCGCUGUCGCUGCAUUACCUGGACUGUGUGCAGGAUGAGUCCGCCUUCCUGCGCCUUAACUUCUGGCUUGGACUUUCAUUGCAAGAGGAGUUUUUGCUAUGUCCUGUGGAUGAGAGUUCUGACAACACUUCUGAUGCCUGUCGCUUCCUGAGCACCAUCCUCUCCUCACAGCGGUUCCUGCAGGAGGGUUUCUCCAGCACGGAGACUUUCCUUUAUAAGUUCUUGAGUGUGUGGGAUGGCUGUCUGCUCCGGCCGCAGAUCCUGGAUCUUCUCAGUGACAUUCCCUUAAUGCCCAGCUCCUACAUGAAACAACUUCUUUUCAAGCCACUGAAACAGCUUUAUUUUACAUCCACUGUGUUUUUUAAGUGUAGUGUCAUCGAGUGUCUGAACAGCAUGCUGGUAAAGUGGCUGACAUGGCAUUCAGUCAGUGCGGUGGAGGGUGGCUUGGACAUUAGCCUCAACAGCAAUAGCACCAUGGCUAUGUCCUUGUCUGGGUUUAUGCACUCUGUCAUGGAGCUUGUACGCUUUGUUGGUCUGCUGGCAUCUGAGGGACUCCGUUUGGAGAAUUGCCACAUUCUGCUUCUCAACCAGACACUUGACUUCUAUGAGACGGUGUGUGACAUGUUUUUGAAGUUCAGCUUGCCACUGAUCAUCAUGCCCCCAGCUGGUGUUUUCUACCCAGCUCUCUUUGCAACAGACUCAAUCAGCGUGGAUCGACUUGGCUACAUCAUGUACAGGUACCGGAAAAACUUAACCUUGGCUAAGAAACAGGAGCAACAGAGAGAGCAAACAUUUCACAUAAGCAGAAAUACAUACAAGGAGUUUAAUCGGAAUCUUCAAGCCAUGGUGAAUUCCAUGUGGAACUCCUCAUGGUGCCUUCCUGGAUCGGACCUUGAGAUUGACAAGGAUCUAAUCGAUCUAAGCAAAGUGCCGGAACCCGGGUGCCGUUUCGACCUCAUCCACCACCCUGCGCUUUUCAGCUACGCCAUCGAAUUUCAUCAGAGGUGUUGGCCAGAGAGGAAGAAUGUGGAUCUUGGAUCCAUAAAGGUUGGAAAGUACUGGAGCUGGUAUAUGGAGUUUCUUUUUAAUCAGGGCUUUGAUGGCCUCAGCAACUUUAUUCAGACCAACACCGGUCACAGCUCCUCUUCGUCGAGUAGUCGAGAUAACCAGCAGCCCACGAGUCAGCCUUGAUGCUUGACAACACCAGUUUUGCUUCAAAUGACAUGUAUAUAUUUUAUUAUCAUUCUCAGAGAAGAACUACCGCUAUAUUGUAAAUAUUUUGUAAAUGUACAUUGUCUUUCAUGAGAACCAUUUAGUUGGCUUUUAAGCAUAUUUUUGUCAGUUUUUUAAUCUUUCCUCCAGAAAACUUUUGUACUAAACCGAAACAUUGUAAUAUUUCUUAUACUUGCAGAAAAAAUUAUGGCUAAAUCUUUGAGUUUCUACUUGGCUUGCCAUUUAAAGCACAACACUCAUUAUUUAUAUUGAUUUCAAAAUGAAUGCUCGACAUACAGUCUGGUUUAUUAUUCCCAUCGGCCAAAUGCAGCUAUGUAUCUGAUCAAUCUUAUAUUAAAACAACUCCUCCGGUAUUGCAUGAGGUAAAGCAGUCUCUUGCAGGUGUUUGCCAUUUUUCUUUUACGAAAGGAUUUGAUUGUCCAUUAGACUUAUUGCUCCAAACUGGACUUGUUUGGAUUGUAAAUUAUUGCCUGCUAGUUGCACUAAGAGUCUUUGUAUAAUACGAGUAUAGAUUUCGGAUGAAUUCACAGGAAGACACAUUGGAGAAUGCACCUUGGAAUAAAAGUCUUCCACAAAUGAA